AGCGCUGCGUCGCUACUUUUGCAUGGCACCAGUUCAUGUGCAUACACCGAGUAUACCCUAUAUAAAUCUCCCAUCCCCUUCUACAGGUCUCAGGGCCAAGUGCUUCGUACACGAACGCGGUGUUGUAUUGCGUGGUAAUUAAUCCCCUCCCGUAGCUGGUAUAGGCAAAGGCAGAGCCGCGUGAUGGUUGAGGUUGGUUGUUGGGUCUUGUCCGGUCCAGGGUCUUCGUUUAGCGGCAGAAUGCACCAGAACGCGAAGACGAGCACCCAUCGCUUGGGGGGUCGAUGCUACACUUCGACUGGUACCUCGACGGCCACGGCCUACCCAUCACAAUCACAGUUUACUUUCCACCAUCAUGUUCAAGAAGAGCAGGGCCUGGCCUUGAAGCUGCCAGACGAGUAUCAGUCUUUGCCCACCGCUGCGGCUACCCUUCAAUCCUUCGUGCAACACCAACACCAACACCAGCAUCAGCAUCAGUACCAGCACCACGUUCGAGUUGAGUCGGUCGAGUCGCUGCAUCGCGGUCCCUUUCAGUUCGAGUCUGGCCUGGAACCGCACUCCCACCACCAGCAGCACCAGCACUCACAUUCGCAUUCUCACUCCCACUCCCACUCCCACUCGCAAUCCCACUCCCACUCCCACUCGCAAUCCCACUCGCACUCCCACUCCUACGGGGCAGCACCUCCUCCACCACCACUGCUCCCAACUCCCGCCCCAACCCCAACCUGCGUGAAGACGGAACCCGCCGAUCGCGAACCGCUUCUGUGCACAACCAGAGUGCCUCCUGCGAAGCGGAGUGCCUCUGCUGAUGCUCACGACGCCCUCUCUCCUCCCUCGAAACGCCCGCGUCCUGAGCAUCCUGAUGAAUUCUCGGGCAUCGUGAGGAAGAGACUCGCGGGGUCGAGUCGAACGGGCCAAGCCUGUGAUCGAUGCAAGGUGCGUCGAGUCCCCGAAACCCUUCUCUGCAUCCCAUUUACCCCCGUUGCACUGCGCCGCUACCGGUGGCACGCAUUUCAUAACACGACACUAAUCGGUUCAUUAGGUCCGGAAAAUACGCUGCGAUGGGCUUCCUGGGGGAUGUUCACCGUGUCUCAACAACCAUUCUGAAUGUCGAACCACGGACCGUAUCACCGGAAGGGCAUCGACUCGUGGUUUCGUCGAGGACAUGGAAGCGAAGAUUCGACAUUUGCAAGACAAAGUAAAAGAAUUAGAAGAGCAAUUGGCCCAGGCUCGAAAGGCUCUCAGUGCAAAGGAACCCGCAGAUGGACACACGCUCACCCCGCCAGCCUUCACCUAUGCUACCGUCCCCACCUCCUCGUCAUCUAAUCCACAAGAUUCCAAUGGACUGCCGACAGAACAUUUGGGGGGAGAUGUCUCAUAUUCCACGGGUUUUCCAAACUCAAAUUAUCUGGCCGUUUCCGCCGUACCAAGUCCAAAUCCCUAUGAUCCCAAUAUGGCGUGGCGUGGCUACACUUACAACACAGGAUCUUCCAACCUUGGACCUGACGAUACGGGUUCUGCGGACGCGCUGUUGCAAUCAGGAAAUGUUGGCGGCAGAGAGACGAUGAACAACACCCCUCAUACGAGCUCGUCUCUUCAAAAUGACAUGGAGAGUUCGGUUCCGCUUGUGGUGGAGCAUCAGCAUAUGGGUGGACAAAUCAACGGGAUGGAAAACUGGCCGAAUCUGAUUAUGAGUGGCAUGGGUGGUCAUAAACAGAAUGAUGAAUGAUUUCUCCUCUCAUCCGAGGCGAUUUUAUAUGACUGGGUGGGUUAUUUGUUUUUCAAAAACGUUCAAAGAAGAAGAAGCACGCGCUUCAUUCUGUAUCCGAUAUUUAUAUUUUAAUUGCUGGGGAUGUGGAUGUGGGUAGGCGCAUAGUGGGGGCUUUCAUGUGGAGCUUUCAUCGGAUGGGAUUUUUUUACUUCUUCGUUUUCCGUUUUUUGUUCUGGGAUUCUGGGAAAAACACAGCAAGGGAGUUCUAGCUCAAGCAUUUUUGGACACACAGGGUACAAUUUCCAAAUAUACCAAAAAAUGGCGGGAAACGCCUUAGCGCGUCUGGUGGUCUUUUGGAGCUCUCUGGAUGUGGGUUUGGGCAUGAUAUGGUUGGGGGGCAGGUGAUUUGAUUUUUUUGGGAAGAGGGAGUGUUUGGGUCAUAGUUUUAUGAUACAUGGUAUCAAGAUGCUCGACAUUGGACCGGCUUUCUGGUUCCCCUUGGGGAUUGGCUUGAAUGGGAGGAGCUGUAUCUUCUCCCGUUCCACUUUUUUUUGG
Molecule: messenger RNA, 2266 nt
Organism: Hymenoscyphus albidus
Lineage: Eukaryota; Fungi; Ascomycota; Leotiomycetes; Helotiales; Helotiaceae
Source: the annotation of a GenBank genome assembly